AUGGCGGUCAAAGACAAACUGAAGAAAGUGAAACAAAAACUGACACCUGUUGCAUCAUCCAGUGAAGUGUCAAAUAACCCGGAAAACGAUGGAGCUGAAGAAGAUUCAGACAAUAAUUCAAAGAAUACAAGCAAAUCAAGCAAGCGGAGCAGCGAGAGUACAAAUGGAAAAUCAGCAUUUACGGAUAAUUCGGAAGACGAGGGGUCGGAAAUCGAAUUGCUUCCAGAUGAUGGGAAGAACUUUGGGAAGAGAAAGUUACAGGAUACUGACAAACCAUGUACAUGGAAUAUUCUCGUACGAGUCAUUGAGGCUAAAGAUGUCAGCGCAGGUGAAAUUUUUGAAUUUAUGUUUGAUUCGGUAACUUUGGGUCGUUCAGGCUCCGCAAGAGUUCGUACUGUUUUUGAUGAGAAAUCCAAAAUGACUCGUACAGUAACCCAUGCGAUUCCCAAAUGGCGUCAGAAUAUUCUCUACACUCAGAAGAACAUUCCGUUAGAAAAGUUGGCAUCCAAAGUUCUCAUUCUGAAGCUCGUUCGGCCAACUACACUGGGAGAAACAAAUAUUGGAGAAUUUUCUUGCUACCUAUCGGAAGUGAUUCAUUCUCCUGAUCGAUCAGUAGUAGCCAAAUGGGUUGCUCUUGGUUUCCCUGGAAUGGAUGAUGAGGAACCGGAUGACUUUGCAUAUGAAAAUUGUGGAUUUCUGAAAGUGACUCUGUCCGUUUAUCGUAUUGACGAAUCGCCGCCACAGUUGAUUGACGACGAUGGAAAAGAACAGAUUUGGAGUGGAGCACAUCUCAGUGAUUAUACUUUAAAGGUUCGAUUCUUUUCUGUGGAGCAGUUGAUUCGGAAAAUGAUAAACGAGAAAAAGUUGAAGAAAAAGCAAAAAUUCUAUGUGACUGUUGAUUGUGGAGGACAUAAAACAGAGACGACACAGGAGACAGCAUAUCUGGAUGAAGAGGAUAACACGGCGUCUGUCAAGUUUCAACAGGAAAUCUAUAUUCCGAUUCAAUGGCCAACUGUCAUAUCAGAGGUUGCUUUGCACCACAAACAAUGGUACAAUUCAUAUUUACAGAUUGUUUUCUCUUUGUACACAAAACGCGGAAGAAGCAAGACUUGUAUCGGGAAGGCAACGAUUCCCCUGAGAAAGAUUUAUGAACCAGGAGAAACGGGAUUUCUUCCAACAUUUGGACCUGCAUAUCUCAACGUUUUCGACUGUGAAAGGGUCACUAGAUUCAGUCUCUUCUCAAAGAAAAAUAGAGGAGCGCAACAAGAUGGAAGCCGAUUCAUUGGACGUCUUUUUCUUGCAAUCGAUUGUGUUGAAUACAUGGGAGAAUCUGCAGCUCAACGAAUGCAUCUCGAUCAUUCUCCAAUCAUAGAAGCUGAAGCGAUUACUACGAGGGUUCAAGACAUUGAUUAUUUACAGAGAAGUGUCGAGUUUUACAGCGCAUUCUGCUCAAUGAGUGCUCUGAACAUGAUCAAUCCUCAGUUUGCAUCUGAUCCAAUUUGUAUUUUGAUGUCGAUUGGUCCUUAUGGUAGCAUCAGUUCGGAGACCAAAUCAUGCAGUAGCUCAACUCUACCCGCUGAACCGAAUUGGGAUGGCUGCAAGUACUUCGCAAUGCCGUGGGGAAACUUACGUCCAGUUGCUGAAGUGAAUGGAGCAUUCGAAUCAAUUGAGUACAGAAUUGAAAUGAGCAAUGUUCUGAUGAAGAUGACAAACAUGCUGGAUAAAAUGAUUUGGGAAGUGAGAAGAAUCGGAAAUGGAGCAAUUGAUCAUGUUGCUUCCGUUGGAAUAGAAGCAUUGAACUAUCUGGAACAGAUGAUCGAAUCCUCUAGUGCUUACUUGAAACAUGUCAGCAUAGUGACCAGAAGUGAUCUAGACCGAAAUCUCCUUUCUUCUCGUAAAGAAAAAGUUGUCAAACUGAAGGAGCAUUUCGAAAAAGAGCACUUCAACGUUGAUUAUUCUGAUGAAGAGGUGGAUGCUAAACUUCUUCGGAUGCUUCUCCAAAUGAGAUCUCUAACAUUUGAUUUGGCUGAAGACAUUCAAAUAAGUAUCCCUCCUGUCAUAAUAAAAAUGAUGUCAUAUGGGAAACUCAUUGGAUUUGCUAAAAUUCCAGUUUUGGAAAUAUUCCAAUCGGGAGAAGAUGCUCAAUCCGGAGAAUGGUGUGGCAGAACAAGACCAAUCAACAUUCAAUGGCCAACUCUUCUUGAUCAGAGAAACAGGAAGAAAGAGUUCGUUGCUGUUCUUCAUGCGAAGAUGUGGUUUGGACAUAACAGCAGAUUGUCAAAGUGGAAGGAUCAUGUACAACCAGCCGAAGUAAGACGAUUCAUGGAAAUGUACGAAAUGCAGUCUAAAGGGAUCACACUCAAAUGGAAGGACAACGAUUCGGGACUUUACGAUGGGAACGGAGAAAGAAGUGAUAAGCUACCAGAGCUACAGAAAGGAUGGACUCCAGUUGGUCAUUGGGUUGUGAUGAACACUAGAGAGAUGUUUGUUCCGAGACUUGGCCAUCAGACAAUCCAUGACAAAGCAUUCGAAGUACAGAAGAAAUCUGAGAAAGGGGCAUGGAAACAUAUGAAAUACACGGAUUUCUAUGGAAGCGAGUUGACUCGUGAAGACUUUGAAAAGGCGUCGAAAGGAUACAAAACUGAUACUUGGGUUCCUGAUAAGUUCCGAAACAAUGGAGAUGACAAAGGAUGGGUUUACUCGACGAAUGGCGUUUUCUUCGGUGAUGGAGUAUCCACUGAUCGAGAGGCGAAGGAGCAUCACAACUUUAGAAUCCGUUGCAUUAAACGAUCAAGGAAGUUAGAGGCGUAUAAUAAAGAGUUGGAGGACUUUGAGCACUUUCGCACAAUAAUGGGCAAUGAGAACUGGGAGGUGAGUAAAAACUGGCAAUUUGAAAAAAAAACAGUUUUUAUUAGUAUUCUGCGAGUAAGAAAGAAGGUCCAUAUCACGAUGGAGAAGAUGGUUCUGAUAGGAUCCGAAGAAGAAGAUACAUCCGAGAGGUUGAACAUCAAGAGUAACACAGAUGCGGAUGAUCCAAGAUUUCGUCUCUACGAAUAUCAAAUGGAAACGGCAAAAUGGCAACUCAGAUGCUAUGUUAUGUGGGCAAAUGCUCUUCUUCCGGUUGUUAAAAAUUCUUCUCGAGCAUUCGUUCGGGUUUCGUUUGCUCAUCAAACAAAACAAACCAUGUUGGUCGACAACUCACAAAAUCCAAUUUGGAAUGAAACUGUGAUGUUUCGUUCAGUGUUGAUAGCUGGCGGAACUCACGAUAUCAUGAGAUAUCCUCCAGUUAUCUCGGUUGAAGUUGUCGGAGAAUGCACAAAUAACGAAGAAGCGAAUCUCGGAAGAUUUGAGACAACACCAACAGUCAUCUGCUCGAAGACGGAUCAUCGUGGAACACCACAAUGGUUUCCUCUACGAUUCUCGAAGGGACGUACUCGUGGAGCAGUUUUGGCAUGUUUCGAGUUGUAUCAAGAAGAAGAAAAAGAUUUGAUUCCAUUGGAACCUGGACUGAAACAUAAUGCCAAGGAGAGAAGAGAAAUUCCAUCUGAGUUCCGUCCGCAAUUCGACAAGUAUCAUAUCCAGUUUCUGUGUUGGGGUGUCAGAAAUCUCAAAAAGCAUAAGCUUCUUGCCGUUCGUCGUCCAUUCGUCGAACUUGCAAUCGGUGACCAAGAAUUCACUCUGGAACCUCUAAAAGACGUUAGGAAGAAUCCAAACUUCCCAGAGCCGAUGAUUGUAUUCGCUGAAGUGAUUCUCCCUUCUGCUCUCGAACUCUCUCCUCCAUUCAUUAUCAAUCUUUUUGAUGCAAGAUCUUUCAACCGGAAACCUCUUGUUGGCUCAUGUUUGAUUUCUGAUCUGCACAAAUUCAUCUCUCACAUCAUUCCAAAGGCUAAAAGUGAUCAUGCUGAGAAGUGGGAUGUACUUGAAGAAAUCGUUCUGGAAGAGCAUGAUAAAAUCAUUAAAAUGGUUCGACUUCCAACUCUGACUGUCGAUCCAAUGGUUCCUCUUGAUUGGUGGAGUCGUUACUAUGCUUCAAUGUCACAAUUCCACAGAUCACCUGGAUAUCCAGAAUCUGGAAUGGAGUAUUUGCGAGUGUUCCGUCGACCACUAGAAGAAAUGAACGGAUACAAUCAUUUCACUGAUUUCUUGAGCACAUUCCCAUUCGUCAAAUCAAUGAAAGGUGAUUUCGAUGAUCCAGAAGAAAAAGAAAAAGCCGGAGAGCUGAAAUGUCGUCUCUUGGUUUCUAAAAUCAAAAAAGACAAACCACCAGCAGCCAUCAAUCCAGUCGUCGACUUUGUUGGUCCCACCGAAUGUCUCGUCAGAAUUUACAUCAUCGAAGCUAAUGGAUUGAUUUCGAAUGCCCGAAAAGGAAGAGUUGAUUCAUAUGUGAAACUCCGUUGUGGUAAACAAAAAGUGAAUCUAAAAAAGAAUUAUCGGGCUGAAUGCUGCGACCCAAUUUUUGGAGAAAGGAUUGAUGUGACAGUGACGAUUCCAUUGGAAAAGGAUCUCAAGAUUACGGUGAUGGAUAAACGAAGGAUUCUUACGGAUCAGGAAAUCGGUUCCACCACGAUCGACCUUGAAAAUCGUCUUCUCACUAAAUGGAGGGCUACUUGUGGUCUCAGUGGACAGUACACUGUGCAUGGAGAGCAACAAUGGAGAGAUCAAAUGACUCCUUUGGAGAUUCUUAAAUCGUUCAAAUUUGUGUUUGUUUCUAAAUUUAGAAUUUCUCUAUUUCAGAUACUGCUACAAAAUGAUUUGAGAGUAGACAAACAGAUAAAGGAGAAGAGAAAGGGAUCACAAUCGAGAAAAUCACGUUCUGGUUUUCCGAUGUUAUUCAUGUCAUCGAAAAGUGAGCUAGUUUUGAAUGAAACUCAAUUGAUUUGGGAAUUUUUCAGCGAAGAAGUUGCCAUGUUGAAUUCCCAACGGCAGAAAGCUGGAAAAGAAGAAACUGAUGAUAAGGAAGAAGAUCGUUCUCCAGGAAGUUGGGAUGACGUUGACCUGGAAAUGGAAAAAGAGAAAGAGAGUUGGGAGAAGCAGAGAAGCAAGGAGGUCAAACCAAAGAAAUCAGCACCUGGAAAAGAGGAAACGGCAGAAGGAGAGAUCAGAAAGAAAGCGAAGCUGAGAAUCAUGGGAACUCAACUGGAAACUAUCGCUCUGUUUCUUUUGAGACAGAUCAAUUUAGUUCCAGAACAUGUCGAGACACGUCCAUUGUUUUCUGAUAAAUGUGGUCGAAUUCAGAAGGGAGAACUUCGGAUGUUCGUUGAUAUCUUCCCGAAAGAAUACGGAUCCAUUCCUGCUCCAUUCAACAUUUCACCUAGAAAGCCUGUCAGCUAUCAACUCAGAAUUGCCGUGAUGGAUGUCCGUGGAGCCAUUCCAGUCAAACGAAGCUUCGCUGAGCCAGUCUCCGAUCUUUAUGUCAAGGCAUUCAUCAACGGCAUGACGAAGGGACAUAAAACAGAUACACAUUUCCGAGUUCUCGAUGGAACUGGUGAGUUCAAUUGGCGUUUUUUGCUCAACUUCGACUACAAUCCGUGGGAGAAGAAAGUAGUGGCAUACACCAAAACGCGUUACUUCCGAAAGCCAGUUGAAGAGCUCGUUGAUCCGAUUCUCGUCAUCGAACUUUGGGAUAAAAACAAGUUCCGGAAAGAUCGUCUUCUUGGAGAUAUCGAGCUCGAUCUUCUUGAUUUCAUUGAAGGAAUUGGUUCUCCAGCUGACGUUGGAGUCUACUCCACCAAACAAAGAAAGAAACGAGUGAAGUGCCCAAAGUGUUGUACCAGUCGUGGAUGUCUCUGUCGUUGUUGCAUCUUCUGCUACGAAACAAAAUGUCUCUGUGGAAGAAGAAAAGUCAAGAAGAAGCCGUUCCCGAAACCUGUGGUAUUUCUGUUUGUCGAGCCAGAAGGUUAUGACGACACCGUCAAUAUCUUUGAAGCUCGCAAUUUGUAUGGUUGGUGGCCGAUGUUGACAGAUGAGUAUCCACAUGUAAGUUGUGAAUCAAAGCAACUACAAAACUGCAUCAAAAUUCAGGAAGAGCCUCAAAAUGCUAAAAAGAAGAAUGAUGACAUCGGAAAAGAUCCGAAAUGGAUCAUGGGACUCGUUGAGAUGGACAUGAUGCUGUUGACAAAACAAGAAGCAGACCAAGAACCGGCUGGAAAGAAACGAGCAGAGCCGAAUCACAGCCCAUUCUUGGAGAAGCCAAACCGCAAAACGUGGGCCAAUUCAUGGCUGGUUUCGCGGAUCAAGCCAUGCAUCAAAUACUUUUGGCACUACUACGGUCUCCAAAUACUUCUCUGGAUCCUCAUUAUUGCUCUUCUGGCUCUAACUAUUUUCGCACUCAUUCAAACCUGGCCAAUCAUUUUAGUAGAAAUUUUUAAAGGAAUUUUCUAA
Molecule: messenger RNA, 6381 nt
Organism: Caenorhabditis briggsae
Lineage: Eukaryota; Metazoa; Nematoda; Chromadorea; Rhabditida; Rhabditidae
Gene: Cbr-fer-1
Product: Protein CBR-FER-1
Exons: 20
Coding region: 1-6381 (2126 amino acids)
Biological process (GO): membrane fusion; plasma membrane organization
Cellular component (GO): membrane
Source: RefSeq, a predicted model, not a curated record